Molecule: messenger RNA, 2479 nt
Organism: Bactrocera dorsalis (oriental fruit fly)
Lineage: Eukaryota; Metazoa; Arthropoda; Insecta; Diptera; Tephritidae
Product: mucin-2
Exons: 2
Coding region: 133-2340 (735 amino acids)
Cellular component (GO): extracellular region
Molecular function (GO): chitin binding
Source: RefSeq, a predicted model, not a curated record
GAUGGAAAUUUCACUAGUGUCUGCACAGUGUUAAGGCUAGCUCCACCUCAAACACUAUAAAUAUAUAUAAGUAGCAGCUGCAGUUGGUCGCACUAAUUCGGUGGCUUUUCUUAUUGAAAAUUUCAUUUUAAUAUGGCGAAAAUUUUUGAGUUUCUCAGCGUGCUGAUAGCCAUUUUGGCUAUAACCAAUGCUGCAUCGGUGGAUUUAACAGCAUGUGAGACUACAACAGCGCCUCCGUGUUCUACGACUCCUCCUCAAACAACUCCUUGUAUAACAACAACACCUUCAGUAAUAACCACGUUACCGCCAACCACCGCAACUACUACAACGUGCACUACAACUACCAUUAUUCCAACUACAACUCACACCACGACUCCAAAGACAACAACAACCACAACUACUCCAAGCACAACAACUACUACCACUACAACAACUACAACUACCACUACUCCAGCGACAACAACUACUCUAAUCACAACUACAACGUGUAAAACAACUACCAGCACUCCAAGCACAACUACACCAAUUACAACAACAACGACUACUCCAACGACAACAACAACAACUACUCCAAAGACAACAACAACCACGACUACUCCAACGACAACAACCACUACUCCAAGCACAACAACUACACCAUGCACAACAACUACUACUACUCUAACGACAACAACCACAACUACUCCAAAGACAACAACAACCACAACUACUCCAAGCACCACAACCACAACAACUACACCGUGUACAACAACUACUACUACUCUAACGACAACAACAGCAACUACUCCAAAGACAACAACAACCACGACUACUCCAACGACAACAACCACUACUCCAAGCACAACCACCACAACAACUACGCCGUGUACAACAACUACUACUACUCUAACGACAACAACAACGACUACUCCAACUACAACAACCACUACUCAAAGCACCACAACGACCACUACUCCAAGCACAACAACGACUACUACUCCAAGUACAACCACAACGUGCACAACAACUACCAGUACUCCAAGCACAACUACUCCAAUUACAACAACAACCACUACUCCAAGCAUAACCACCACAACAACUACUGUUGCUCUAACGACAACAACAACAACUACUCCAAGCACCACAACCACCACUACUCCAACGACAACAACCACUACUCCAAGCACAACAACUACACCAUGCACAACAACUACUACUACUCCAACGACAACAACCACUACUACUCCAACGACAACAACCACUACUCCAAGCAAAACCACCACAACAACUACGCCGUGUACAACAACUACUACUACUCUAACGACAACAACAACGACUACUCCAACUACAACAACCACUACUCAAAGCACCACAACCACAACAACUACACCGUGUACAACAACUACUACUACUCUAACGACAACAACAGCAACUACUCCAAAGACAACAACAACCACGACUACUCCAACGACAACAACCACUACUCAAAGCACCACAACGACCACUACUCCAAGCACAACAACGACUACUCCAAGCACAACAACGACUACUACUCCAAGUACAACUACUCCAAUUACAACAACAACGUGCACAACAACUACCAGUACUCCAAGCACAACUACUCCAAUUACAACAACAACCACUACUCCAAGGACAACAACAACAACUACUCCAACGACAACAACCACUACUCCAAGCACAACCACCACAACAACUACGCCGUGUACAACAACUACUACUACUCUAACGACAACAACAACGACUACUCCAACUACAACAACCACUACUCCAAGCACAACAACGACUACUACUCCAAGGACAACAACUACUCCAAGUACAACUACAACGACUGCUCUAACGACAACAACCACUACUCCAAGCACAACCACCACAACAACUACAACGUGCACAACAACUACUUCUGCUCCAACGACAACAACAACCACCACACCAAGGACAACAACAACCACUACCCCAAGCACAACCACCACAACAACUACAAGCACUACACUACUUACAACAAUUACUACGCCGUGCACAGAAGCACAAACGACGCCUCCACCAGCAACAGCUUGUACCACGACUCCAGCACCAACACCAUGCCCAAACUCAUUGUCCGUCAAUUCUAAUAGUAAACCAAUGGCUUCCCCACAGGGUAUGGUAUCGAACGUGGAUAACUAUUUGGAGAGCAUUUGCUUAGAUAAGAGGAACGGCUUUUUGUUGCCUUCGUUGAGAAAUUGCAAUGAUUACUACGUCUGCCGCAAUGGAGUUGCUGUCGAACUCAGCUGUGCUAAACUUCAUUUCAAUCCAUUGAAGGGAGUCUGUGAUCGACCUGAAUAUGCUGGUUGUCGCCUUGCUUAAAAUGUUAUUUUCAAGCACAGUAAUUAUUGAAAGGGAAAUUUGCGAUUAAAAAACCCUCAUUAUACACACACACAUAUAUUCCUCUAAAUAAAUGUAAAAUGUGUUGCUAGAAAUAAAUGACUUCGCUACUAUUAUCAUA